CCUGGAGCUCUGUUGGGCAUGGAAAAUUCUCCCUGGAGCCAGGCAGGGAGUGGGACAAGCCAGUAGAGGAACUGGCCUAUUUUCCACCCCUUUCAAAUCCAUGCCUGGAUUGCCUGCUACCUGCCUGGUUGGGUUUUUUAGAUCCCCAGUCAGCGUUGUCGGCUGUGGCACGUGGGCCCCUGCCAUCCCACACUGGGUCUGAGUCACUGCCCUGGCUGGAAUCAGCCAUCCAGGGCUCCACAGCCCAGGUUGGAGUUGGGUAAAGGGCAUCUUGUACCCAGCAAGAGCCCUGGGCCAGGGCCAGCACUCCCGUGGGAGGAGGGAUCGCCCCCAGCCAUGGCAGGGGAAGGGCUUGUGCCUGCUUGCACUUGCCACAGGAGGCUGGUGGAGAGAGAACCUUCUCUGAAGGUAACUUCAGCCAUGGAGAGGAUGCAGCAGAUCGUGGGGAGGGCGAGGGCCGCCUUCAACUCGGGCCGGAGCCGCCCGCUGGAGUUCAGGAUGCAGCAGCUGAAGGCCCUGGAGAGGAUGGUGCAGGAGAAGGAGAAGGAGAUCCUGGCAGCGCUCAAGGCGGAUCUGAACAAGAGUGGGCCCAGUGCUUACAGCCAUGAGAUCCUGGGUGUUCUGAGGGAGCUGGCCCUGACCAUGGAGAAGCUGCCAUCCUGGGCAGCCCCUCAUCCUGUGAAAAAAGACCUGCUGACCCUGAGGGACGAGGCGUACAUCGGCUACGAGCCCCUGGGCGUGGUGCUGGUCAUCGGGGCCUGGAACUACCCCUUUGUGCUGGUCAUGCAGCCCCUGAUCGGGGCCAUCGCAGCAGGCAAUGCCGUGGUGGUGAAGCCCUCAGAGGUCAGCGAGAACACGGCUCGGCUGGUGGCCGAGCUCCUCCCACAGUACCUGGACAAGGAUCUGUAUGCCGUGGUCACUGGAGGAGUUCCUGAGACAACCGAGCUGCUGACCCAGAGAUUUGAUCACAUCCUCUACACUGGCAGCUCUGCAGUGGGCAAAAUUGUGAUGGCAGCAGCUGCCAAGCACCUGACCCCUGUCACCCUGGAGCUGGGGGGGAAGAGCCCCUGCUACAUCGACAAGGACUGUGACCUGGCUGUCGCCUGCAGGCGGAUAACGUGGGGCAAGUACAUGAACUGUGGGCAAACCUGCAUCGCCCCAGACUACAUCCUGUGUGACCCAUCCAUCCAGAGCAAGGUGGUGGAGAACAUCAAGGCCACUCUGAAGGAAUUCUACGGGGAAGACGUGAAGUCGUCUCCAGACUAUGAAAGGAUUGUCAACCAGCGCCACUUCAAGAGGGUCAAGGGCCUGCUGGAAGGGCAGAAAAUUGCUCAUGGAGGAGAGACUGAUGAGGCCUCCUGCUUCAUAGCACCAACCAUCCUCACGGAUGUUUCCCCGGAGUCCAAGGUGAUGGAGGAGGAAAUCUUUGGCCCAGUGCUGCCCAUUGUGACUGUGAAGAGUGUGGAGGAGGCCAUUGAGUUCAUCAACAGUCGGGAGAAGCCCCUUGCCCUGUAUGUUUUUUCCAACAACAAGCAGCUGAUCAGACGGGUGAUAGCAGAGACCUCCAGUGGUGGCACGACAGCCAACGAUGUCAUCAUGCACUCCGUGGUCCCAGACCUGCCCUUCGGCGGCGUAGGUCACAGUGGGAUGGGAGCCUACCACGGCAGGUUCAGCUUCGAGACCUUCUCGCACCGCCGCGCCUGCCUGAUCAAGGACCUGAGGUGGGAGGUUGUCAACAAGCUGAGGUACCCACCUGGCAGCAUGGAGAUGAUGCAUUUGGCCAAACUCCUCCUCCUGAAGCACUGUCACAAGAGCAGAGUGGCACAGUUUGUCUCAGCCCUGCUGGCAGCUCUGAAAGCUGUGGUGGCAAAGAUGCUGUGUCCCCAGCGAGAGGGCUGAUGAGCAGCCAGCCCUUGGACCCACUGCUUGCUCCCUGCAGUCCUUCUGCUGAACUUUUCCUUACUGCAAUUUCAUUUCUUCCAAGGCAGACAAUGCACUGAGGAGGUAGAACACCAAAAAAAAAAAAAAAAAAAAAAAAAAAAGGGCACCUAAAGCAGAGACACCCCAAGUUAAAGGUUCCAGCUCCUGGUGUAACAGGAAUCUACCCAGACCUAGGCUGUGGUCAUGCCUGAGCAGUGACUGGCAGAUGGAAGGAAACAGCAUCCACCCUGCUUUGUAAACAGUAGCUCCUCUGAAAAGUCCUGGGAACGUGGGAGUGUUUGUCACAAAGGUAUCUAAACAAAGCCAGUCCUUAGUGAGCCUGUCAUCUA
This is a messenger RNA of Cinclus cinclus, 2270 nucleotides long. Its product is annotated as aldehyde dehydrogenase family 3 member A2-like. Bases 337 to 1899 code for a protein of 520 amino acids. The record is from RefSeq and is a predicted model, not a curated record. Lineage: Eukaryota; Metazoa; Chordata; Aves; Passeriformes; Cinclidae. Gene Ontology annotation, molecular function: aldehyde dehydrogenase (NAD+) activity. The transcript has 11 exons. Gene Ontology annotation, cellular component: cytoplasm. Gene Ontology annotation, biological process: aldehyde metabolic process.